AUGUCAUUCAGGAAGAUCACCAGACUCAUGAAACUUUUCUUCCUCAGCUUGUUUGUGGCCUUUUUCACCUCUGGCAAUAUGGUAACUGCCAAGGAGCAGCUCCGAGGGACCACUGCCCGAGAACUCUUGUCUGCAACUUCCACCCCCCUUACUGUGGAUGUGAUCCCAACCCCAGCCCCCACGCUUCCGCCACUUCACGCAACAGCAGCUCCUGUGAUGGUCCAUGUAAUCACUGCGCCUCCCACAAUCACCCCAACCGGUUCACCAUCAGAAGCUCCAACAGUGACUCCACCUUGCUAUGACCCUGAAGCUGGGGAACCAUUCCUGAUGUAA
Messenger RNA from Seminavis robusta, 333 nucleotides. NCBI's taxonomy places the organism in Eukaryota, Bacillariophyta, Bacillariophyceae, Naviculales, Naviculaceae. The record is from the annotation of a GenBank genome assembly.